AAAUUAACCUUACGAAUUGAUAAAAUUUCAGCUUACAGGUAAAAAAUAUAUUCAUUCGAGUGUCUUUUUAAUUGACAAUCUCCUUUACAAUAAUUGAGUGCGCUUGCGCUCAGCUGUUUCGUUGAAUUCUCUCCCAGACGAUUAUUCUCACGACAAGCCAGUAUUGCCUAGAUUGAUAACGAACAGCUGAUGGUGAAGCAAAACAUUGGCAGGUAGCUUGAUAUACAAUCCGGGCUGUACUAUACGUAUGUAAUGUAUCGAAAAAGUUUUUCAGCUGUAGGGUUGUCUACAACGUAAUAAUUUUCAUGAUUAUUUUGCUUCACGAUCAAUUACCAGAACAUUAAAAUGGUUGUGGAGAAUUCUGCAUUACUAAUCGAAGAUCUACCAAAUGAAAUUCAGCUGCAGAUCCUGGAAUAUCUGAACUUCAGAAAUCGUUGCACGGCCGCAGAAGUAUGUCGAUUGUGGAAUUCUUUGGCGUUCACAGGUCGCUCCAUGGACCGAGUAUGUCUAUGCAUAGACAUUACCGAAACCAACAUGAAGUUGGUUUGCUCUACUUUGAGUAACAGUGUUAGAAACUAUCGCCACAUCACGGUUAAUUUCAACAAUCAAUCGAUUAGCAUGAUGGAUCGUUUAUCUCAAGCAAUAGGAGAAAAUGAUGGACUAGAAAGUUUGACAUUGUCGGGAAUGGAUAGAAUAGAACCAGUACAGUUUUUGAUGCUAAUAGAUAAUGUGGCUCAGUUGAAGAAAUUGUGUCUUCAUGGACAAAAAGUAAAUAGUUCAACGGAAACUAUAUCGAUAGAAAAUUCUAUGGAAAGUCCACCUUGGCUAACAGCCUUAUCCAUGGAUUCUUCAACUAGUCUUCAGCGACUUCAAACAUUGCGCCUGUUGAUCCCCGGAAGAAUUUCACUUCCGUCGAAGCCAUUUGCACGUAAAUUCCCCAAUCUCACUCAACUGCACCUAACAAGCCAGCAUCCAUCCAAUGUCGCCGUAUUCCAUGAAUACAGAAAACAACUGGACAAGAUUUCGGUCUUAGCUCCUUCCAGUCUAUUCGUCACCGCCUUCGGCAGCAUAAGUUUCCCUAAGCUAAGGGAACUUUCUAUGGGGCGGUUGGAGCUCCAUGAUCAGCUUGUGGUAGCAAAGUGUAUAAACUUUUUCCAAAAUCCCGUCCAUUCUGGCAAACUGCAGUCGCUUGUGUUUCAUCCGAAGUUCAUGAUGCGAACGCCGAUAUUUUCGACCAUUUGCGUCAAUUGCAGUGCGCUGAGAGUGCUGGAACUAAGCUUGGACUACAUGGAUGGGGACGCCCUGAAAGACGUUACAAAUCUUCAGAAUUUGGAGAAAUUAUCACUUCAAGGCACAGCGUACUUCCGAGAGACACCUCAUUGGCCAUACCAAAUAAAAACGUUGGAAACAGUGCGCAUCAGUGGCAGUAGAUUUCCGAUCAGCCUGUUGGAGUUCAUCGCCGACAUUGCUCCUAAUUUAAGUAGCCUCACGAUGGAGGAUGUGGAGAAUCCAGAGGAACUAUUCCGGAUUUUACCGGAGCUGGUAGCUACGAUUCAAAGUUUUCGAUUGAGUUACUCGGAGGGAUUUGAGAGACCGCCUACGUGUCACCCAUCUGGAUUACUGCGGAGCAUGUUCAAUUUGGAAACGUAUCAUCUGCAGAGGGUGAUUAUCAAGCAUGGCAUCCAGGGUUGGCUCCAGGAUGCGCCCCAGCUGAAGAAGGUCAUCCUGACGGAUUGCAGCACAUUGACUGAUACUCAUUUGGUGAUACUGACAACGAACUGUCCCAAACUGGAACGGCUCAAGCUCAAGCGAUGCUCGGAGAUAACGGUUCACGGUUUGGAGGAAUUUCGUUGUAGGAUUCCCUUCUGCAAGAUUAAUGAUGAUGUUAAUUGAGCUGUGAUAGAUAGUUUAACUGCAGUUAAGCCCUCUCUUUCCCAUAAUAGCAAUUGAUUAGUUAAAUUUAUAAUAUUAACCUGUAAUAUAAAAAUAUUUUGAUCAAUAAACACGUCAUUUUUCUCAUAAGAUUAA
Aedes aegypti (yellow fever mosquito) is the source of this 2028-nucleotide messenger RNA. RefSeq lists its product as uncharacterized. Bases 346 to 1893 code for a protein of 515 amino acids. Gene Ontology annotation, biological process: SCF-dependent proteasomal ubiquitin-dependent protein catabolic process. The record is from RefSeq and is a predicted model, not a curated record. NCBI's taxonomy places the organism in Eukaryota, Metazoa, Arthropoda, Insecta, Diptera, Culicidae. Gene Ontology annotation, molecular function: protein binding. The transcript is spliced from 3 exons. Gene Ontology annotation, cellular component: SCF ubiquitin ligase complex.